Momordica charantia (bitter melon) is the source of this 994-nucleotide messenger RNA. RefSeq names its product SNARE-like superfamily protein (gene YKT61). The record is from RefSeq and is a predicted model, not a curated record. Gene Ontology annotation, molecular function: SNAP receptor activity. NCBI's taxonomy places the organism in Eukaryota, Viridiplantae, Streptophyta, Magnoliopsida, Cucurbitales, Cucurbitaceae. Gene Ontology annotation, biological process: endoplasmic reticulum to Golgi vesicle-mediated transport. Gene Ontology annotation, cellular component: Golgi apparatus; membrane.
GUUGGCGUUGCGUUAAAUUCCCACGCACAAGAAUAAGAUCCCAUUACCCAAAUUUGCGUUUACAGACUGUUCGUUUCCUUACGAUUUCUCAAUCCCUCUGUACAGAGAGAAACGAGACGGAGGAGCCUUUUUCUUUGAAGGGGGAGACGCAGAGGGAAGCGGGGGAUUGAGUUUUGAGGACAAAGAGAUGAAGAUCACGGCGUUGUUGGUCUUGAAAUGCCAACCGGAUGGAUCUGAUCCGAUUAUAUUAGCCAACGCUUCCGAUGUGAGUCAUUUCGGUUACUUCCAGAGGUCCAGCGUUAGAGAGUUCGUCUGCUUCGUUGGUCGGACCGUCGCUAAGCGUACCCCACCUGACCAGCGUCAAUCUGUUCAGCACGAAGAGUACAAGGUGCAUAGUUACAACAGAAAUGGUCUUUGUGCUGUUGGGUUUAUGGAUGAUCACUACCCAGUUCGAAGUGCAUUUUCUCUGCUUAAUCAGGUUGUGGAUGAGUACCAGAAAAACUUUGGUGAAACAUGGAGAACUACACAAGCUGAUAACGCUCAACCAUGGCCCUAUCUGAAUGAUGCUAUAAUCAAAUUCCAGGACCCUGCAGAGGCUGAUAAAUUGUUGAAAAUACAGAGGGAGUUGGACGAAACCAAAAUUAUUCUUCAUAAGACCAUUGACAGUGUGCUUGCCCGUGGUGAAAAGCUGGACAGUUUAGUUGAGAAGAGCUCUGACCUCAGCGCAGCAUCACAGAUGUUCUACAAACAAGCAAAAAAGACCAACCAGUGUUGUACCAUAUUGUAAGCUUUUGAUGAUGGCAUCACAUGUUCUUACAUAGAAGGUGAACCAGAAAAUUGACGAUUGUAAUACGAUUAUAUCCUCUACAAUUUGUUUGCUUCGCUGAAUCUUGUGAAUCUUGUGAAUCCUCGUUUGUUGUUUAAAAGAUGGGGGAAACAAAAUGUUGGGCGUAAAAUCCUAUUCGUAUAGUAUAUUAAUGUCUCAUUUUCUUCA